Molecule: messenger RNA, 4436 nt
Organism: Colossoma macropomum (tambaqui)
Lineage: Eukaryota; Metazoa; Chordata; Actinopteri; Characiformes; Serrasalmidae
Product: neuronal vesicle trafficking-associated protein 1-like
Exons: 5
Coding region: 164-697 (177 amino acids)
Biological process (GO): G protein-coupled dopamine receptor signaling pathway; endosomal transport; clathrin coat assembly
Cellular component (GO): endosome; membrane
Molecular function (GO): clathrin light chain binding
Source: RefSeq, a predicted model, not a curated record
CACUCACACUCACACACACCUUCCACCAGCGCUCCCAACGCACAAAGGACGCGCGAAGUCCUCCGCAGCAGAGCACGAGCUCCGGGCGGGUCGGCUGGGAACGAAGCGUGCGGGAUUGGGAAGCGCUUUCUUGGAAAGAUAGAGGAUCACGGUGGGCGGCAAAAUGGUGAAGCUGGGGAUUACAGUGAGUGAAAAGAAGAGCACUGGAGCGGAGGAGGGGUUUGACACCAUCCCACUUAUGACUCCUCUGGACGCUGCGCAGCUGCAGCUCCCUCCGCCGGACACGGUGGUGGUGAAGACGAAGGCGGACUACAGCGAGGAGAGGAAAAAGGAGAAAUUCCGUCCAAAAAUCAGCGUCGUGGACGGAGUGUCUGAACGGAUGAAAAUGGCUCUGCUGGUGGUGUGUGCUCUGGCAUUCCUGGUGUGUGUGGUGUUCCUUGUCGUGUUUAAGGUGUAUCAAUACGAGCAGCCCUGCCCCGAUGGAUUCACCUAUGUGCAGAGUCGGUGUGUCCCAGCGGGGGUAUAUAGUUACUACCCCCCUCAGGGUCCAGCCAGCCGUGGACGUCUGUUCACCAUCAUAAACCACUACAACGUGGCCAAGCAGACCAUUACACGGGCUGUUUCACCCUGGCUCAGCAUCACCGCCGAGGAAAAACUCUCACAGCUACAGACCAAGACAGAGCAGAACCUGGCCUGAAACACACACACACACACACACACACACUUUCAUGCUUAAGCACGUACAUACAGUACCAGUCAAUAGUUUGGUCACAUCUGAUUAAAUGUAUAUUCUGCAUAACCUUAAAUAUAUUUAGAUGUCAGAUAUUAGGCUUAUGCUUCAAUACUUGAUAUUUGUUUCUGAGACAAACAGAAAUGUUAAAAUCAUAACUGAAUACAUUUAAUGUUUUUCCGAAGCAAAAAUGUUCAGUUUACAAAUGUAAUUUUUGAAACACUCCUCAACAAGUUGUUUUUGGCAACCAAAUCAAGGAGAAAAUCAAGCUCCAAUCUUGCUUCAGAUCUGAAAAUAAUCCACAGGUGUUUCUGUCCAUCCCUUCACUGAGAGGAGACAGCUCAACACUAUGAGUCUGAAGUAGUAUUUGAGAGAGAAAAUAAUUAGUAAAAUAACAUAACCCCCAAGUCAGCUCUGUUACUCUAACUGUGUCUGACUUUUUAUAAUAUUAGCACAGACAUAAAAUUAGGAUGAUUCACAAGAAAUGUUUUUACAUCAGGCCUUUUGCUUUGAUUUAACAAGAAUGAUGUAAUAGUUGAUUAAAUUUUGUGUAUUUUGUGGCUUUUCACAUGAGUAGAACAAUAACUGGCUUAAGCUGCAAACCUAAACUCUCACUCUUAAAAAUAAAAGUGCCAGAAAGGGUUCUUUGCGUGAUGGCACAGAAGGACCACUUUCGGUUCCCUAAAGAACCAUUUUUGUAAAUGAGAUGUGUGAGUGUGAAGUUAAGAAACUAUAGGGAACUAUAAUUUAGGGAACUAUAAUUGUUCUUCUAUUGCAUAACCCAAAGAACCUUUUGUGAGUGCUGUUACUAUUAGCCCUGCUAACCUAUAGGUAACAGGUGUGACAAUUUCAAAGUUUGAAGACCCAAUGACCCAUUUUUCUAAAAUGUGGAUAGGAAAAUAAGGGAAAUCCUGUGUCCAAACUUUAACAGGUAUUGUAUAUGUACUCACUGACACACACACACACACAGAUAAUCUCUCAGAUAAUCAAAGCUCCGCCUGGUGUAAGUGCAGCUUCUCUAUCUGAAUGUUUCUUGCUGGCAAACUUGAAUUACUGUAACAUCAGCAGGUUGGGUUUAGACUGUCACUAUGGCAACACCCCCACCACCCCACAUAUCUCAUACUGGUCCAAGCUACGCACUACUACUACUCUCUACUUACUCUCUCUCUCUCUCUCUCAGACACACACACACACACACACACACACACACACACACACACAAACAGACAGGGGUCUCAGUGUGCAGGUUCAGAUCAGGGGUGAGACGGUUACCAGUAUAACAAAUAGUUGACGCUGUUAAAAGUAAACGCAUUACACUUAAAAUUGCUUUUGCAUAUGUUUGCUUGUGCUUACUGUAUGUUUGACUAAUCUCGCAUCAAAAGAUGACAGCUGCAAUUUGCUCUGUGGAGUGCUACCUCCAAAAGGGUUGUAUUUAGCUAGGCUGGAGAAGAGGAUAUCACCGUAUAGAACAGGUGUGAGGAUCCAGUCAUUGCAAGCCAAAGCACUGCAGACUUCAGCACACUGCCUCAUUAAACACACCUGACUCAGCUCAUCAGCUAAUUAGCAAGGUCUUCAUGAAUUGAACUCGGAGCGUUAAAUGAGGGGUAAAUGCUAAUCUCCUCAACACUUUGGCCUGGAAGGUCCCCAGUUUGACAUGUCUGGUUUAGAAAGACUUUAGCUAGCCAAGACGGAACCAAGCAAACCCACUUGCUUAAAAUCUUUAUGUUGGCUUUAUAGCAUUCUGAAUGGCAACGACUGAGAAUCGUUCACUUUGGGUCUGAGAAUUGCUGUAACUGUGCAAGCUAUCUACGUAAAGUACCAACAGACCAAGAAUACGCUUACCUUUUUAGGUGGUAGCACAACUGCUAACAAGCUAAAAAAAAAAUUCAGCAGCAACCAGUGGAAUAUGAUUUUUAUUAUUUAAAAAUAUAUUGCCUUGGACCUUCCAAAGCCAAGGUAAAUAUUGUAGCCACUGUAGGUUAAAUUAUUAGAAGAGCUAAUGCUAGGAGCUAAUUCUACAUGAGGUAACUUAUUUUCUCCUUAGUGGAUGAUGUGCUAACACUUUGGUUUCUUUUCGAGGUAACACUGAGAACAGAGAAUACCUUCUCUAAUGUCAGGUAAUAUGGUUAUCUUAGCCGCAGUAAAAAGACGCUACACUGAAUCACCAGUUUAGUAGGUACCUUCAAAAUCCUUAUAGGAACAUCUGUUCACUCAGUGGCCAUCUUUGCAACAGCACCGGGCAAUUAUUUCCAGCCAUGCAACACCAGAUUAUCUUCUCUUUGAAGUGGGAGAGACCAAAAUAAUGCUAAAAACUGACAAAAACCAAAAACUGUUUUUUUCAAGUUGUUCUGCCUACUGAGUAUACAUACGUAGAUCUCCAUAAUGAGAGGGGGCUUUCCCUGGUCACUGCGUAACCAGCAAGUAGAUUGGCUUUUUUUCUUGAAGGGCGGGACUCUCCGCAAACAGACACCAUGUUGAGCAUUAUUGGCUUCCCCAUUCAUGUUUGAACCGGUCUUUUCCUUUAUAACUCUGGUACCUCUGAUAAUAUAACGCUGGUAAUCUCUGGUACCUUAUAAAGGUAAACCUUGUACCUACCGUGUGCUUAUUUUGCAUCUAGACUAAACAUAGAUGUAACCAGUAACAUUCGAUAAACUUUUCUACAGCUUCAACUUUGUGCAGCACCAACUUUCAACAUUGACAGCUUUAUAUGUGAAAAGCUCGGUAGAAAUGAUGCAUUAACUUUUAACAGAAUCAGUUACUCUUGCUACACCGGUCAUAAUAAUGUACCGUGGUAUAUAAGCCAAUAAUAAUCAUAUUUCAAAUUUAAAAAUUAUAAUUAAUUAAAAAGUCAGAGUGGAAGUAAACAGCCUACAGUUUCAGUCUCCCUGCAAGAUACAGAUAUAAUCUGAACUGUAAACAUUACUAGUGCUGCUCAUCAUUUUCUAUUCAUUUAAACUGUAAUAGAUUUUUUUUGGUGUUCAAUGAAGAAGUGUAUCAGUGUAAUAUAUGUGGUGAAACAAUUUUAAAGCGUAUUAGUGCUUUUUUAAAUAUUUUCAUUAUACCACAAUUACAGAUGACUUGAUACCACUUUUUCCCCCCCGAUAUUGAUACUGAUACUGAAACCUUGAGUAUCGACUGAUAUCGAUACCCAAUCCUAUCCUAUAUUUCUUCUUUAAAAACUACUGAGCUUAAAAAUUGGCUGUUUUUUUAAUUGACAUGAGCAUCUAUCAUGCGCACACUACUCAAACAACCUUUAUAUCAUCCCAUCCCUAAUUCAGACAGACUUACCAGAUUUAUUUGAUAAUUUCUGAAACUAGUCUGACCUGAUUUUUUCAAUCGUUCAGUCAUGAGAGGGUGGGCAAUAUAAUGAUAUUUCAUUGUGACUAGUGACAUCAUGAUACAUUUUUCCGAGUACAGUUUGCAAAACUGCAGCAGUUAUAUUGAGCCUGUGAACAGGAAGUGAAUAAUAACAGCAUAAACUGCAGAGACAGUAGCUAAUUGGAUGUUAGACAAUUUGGAGUAGAACUCUAGAAAGAAACACUGGUUCAAACUACAGUUAGCAGGUUAUUCUCACCAUUCUUUUAUUCUGUUGUUUGUAAUGUCCACCUGCUGUUCCAAGUUUGGAGAAAAAGGUAGAACAUGAUGUAUCAUGCUGACCAAGAAAUGUACACAGAUAAGAAACUGAAUAAAAAAAAAGUUAAUGUUU